AGAAGUGUCAAUUGUCAAAUUUAAACUACACAAAUAAAUGCAAAAUAUUACGCAUUAAAAAACGAAUUACCUAUUACUAUUUUUUUGUGAUUUGACAAUACAAAUACAUUAUUUUUACCAAUUUUCAGAUUACUGGAAAAUUUCGGCCAGCUGGCCUGGCUAGAAUAUGUCAAUGAAUUUAAAACAACAAAAAUCAGAGAUAGUGUAUUUACUUUUCCAACAUACAAAUCGUAGUAGUCCUUACUCAAUUUUAAAUUUUAUGACAGCAAAAUAGAGAUAUGAUAAGCUUUUCUAAACAUUGGCACAGUCAUUUUAUCUUUGUAAUCAAACAUGCUUCAGUGUUGCUGUAACCUUGGUCCUAUAAUCAGUGAAAAUGUGCAAGAAGUCGAGACGUAAUAUUUUAUGUACUGAAUUUUUCUAUUUAAUUUUCGCAUAUUUUGAAAAAUAAUGUCGCAAUCUUUGGAAGCGCUUUCGAAUGGAUGGGCGACAGAUACAACGGCGCCCGUUGACCUCGACAAGCCGACAGAUAAUGAAAAGCAGCCUACAUGUAUUUUUCGAACGCCGUUGCGCAGAAAAUGACCAUAGCUUUACUGUAUCGAAUCAACCCUAUCUACUAUUCAGACUACUCGGAUACGAUCUAGGCUUACAUUUGAAGCUAUUUCAACUUAAACGUUCUAUUUGCCAUUGGCUCUACAAUUUCGAAUACUAUAAAUUUGGUAUUUACUCCAAAGAUAUUACUUGACGAAGAAUAUUUGGUAAAUCCAAGUAGAAUUGAAAGUGCAUCAGAAUGGACAUCGUGACUAACUAUCAUCCGGUGUUCAAAGCGUUUCUUGCGGGUUCGUUUUCUGGAACAUUCAGCACUGUGCUCUUCCAGCCGUUGGAUUUAGUGAAGACUCGUUUGCAGAAUCCGAAUCAUCAUGUCAUGGCGGCUACAGUCAACGGCCGAAUUCAACCCGGGAUGAUAACGAUCUUCGCUAACAUAAUCCGUCAGGAGCAAAUCGUUGGAUUGUGGCGAGGGAUGGUACCCUCCGUUGCCCGAUGUGUUCCCGGGGUCGGAUUAUAUUUCUCUUCACUGCAUUGGCUCAAAGGGAAGAUGGGGAAGUCUACGGGAGACUUGAAAGCUAUUGAGGCUGUUCUUUUGGGCGUUGUCGCAAGGACCAUGAGCGGGAUUGCCUUGAUACCAAUAACUGUGAUAAAAACUAGGUACGAAUCAGGGGUGUACAAAUACACCAGUUUGAGUGGUGCUCUGAAAUCCAUAUACAAAGCGGAAGGUCUUCGAGGUCUGUCCUGCGGCCUGGGUCCGACCUUGGCCCGGGACGCGCCGUUCUCGGGACUGUAUCUAAUGUUUUACACACAAACAAAACAAGCCGUUCCCAAAGAAUGGCUUCAGUCACCAAGCGCUGCAAGUGCUAUUCAUUUCUCGUGCGGUAUUGUCGCCGGGAUCGCUGCCUCGCUGGCCACAAACCCGGCCGACGUUCUCAAGACGAAAAUGCAACUUUAUCCUGAUAAGUUUCCAAACGCCUUUAGUGCCGCUGUUUACAUCCAUCAGACGUACGGAAUUAAAGGGUAUUUCAAAGGUGCCGUACCCAGGAUGCUUCGUAGAACUCUCAUGGCUGCAAUGGCGUGGACUGUCUUCGAAGAAAUAACAAGGUCUAUUGGUUUAAAAUGAAUUUCGUUAACUACAUUGUUUGAAUAUAAAAAUUAGGGCAAUGGUAAGCCUAUUUAUAAAUGUUAGCACAACGUUCCUAAUAUAUUGAAUCUGUUUUGUUUAACUUUGAUUUUAUAAAGUUGUAUCGUUUGUAGGUAAGGGUUUUUGUUGAUAUUUAAAAUACACAUGUCAAACGUGUUGAUAUAAUCGAAUACUAUAUAUAUUUUGUGCAAUUUACAUUUAAAUAAAGUUUUGUGAAGUGAAACAAGAA
This is a messenger RNA of Bombyx mandarina (wild silkworm), 1919 nucleotides long. Its product is annotated as mitochondrial glycine transporter B. Gene Ontology annotation, molecular function: glycine transmembrane transporter activity. The record is from RefSeq and is a predicted model, not a curated record. Gene Ontology annotation, cellular component: mitochondrion; mitochondrial inner membrane. Gene Ontology annotation, biological process: glycine import into mitochondrion. Lineage: Eukaryota; Metazoa; Arthropoda; Insecta; Lepidoptera; Bombycidae.